Messenger RNA from Aspergillus steynii IBT 23096, 687 nucleotides. Its product is annotated as DsbA family oxidoreductase. The record is from RefSeq and is a predicted model, not a curated record. The transcript is spliced from 2 exons. Gene Ontology annotation, molecular function: oxidoreductase activity. The coding region runs from base 1 to 687 and encodes 228 amino acids. Lineage: Eukaryota; Fungi; Ascomycota; Eurotiomycetes; Eurotiales; Aspergillaceae.
AUGACCAACAUCAACAUCCAAAUAAUCUCCGACACCGUCUGUCCCUGGUGCUACGUGGGGUUCCGCCGCCUCUCGCGCGCCAUCGCAACCCAUAAGACCACCCACCCGGCCGAUACGUUCACGCUCACCUGGCAUGCCUUCUACCUGAACCCCAACGGCACUAUCUACCCGGGCAUCGACAAGACGGAGUUCUACCAGAACAAGUUCGGCGUCGAUCGCGCCGCCGCCAUCUUCCAGCGCAUGUCCGCCGUCGGCGACGCCGAGGGGAUUGCCUUCCGCUACGGCGGCCGCACCGGCAACACGCGCGACUCGCACCGGCUGCUGUGGUAUGCCGGUCAGCGGGAGAAGCAGCAGGCCGCGCCGGCGCAGUCGGACGUAGUGGGCGGGUUGCAGACGCGCGUGGUGGAGCGGCUGUUCCGCGCGUACUUCGAGGAGGAGAAGAACAUCACGGAGCGCGAGGUGCUGCUGGAGGCUGCGGCCACGGCUGGUCUGGACCGCGCUGAGGUGGAAAACUUCCUGGCGUCGGAGGCUGGCGGCCGAGAGGUCGACGAGGAGGCUUUCCGCGCGCAGAGACGCCUGGUGACGGGCGUGCCGUAUUUCACGAUCCAAGGGGAAUACGCCAUCGAGGGCGCGAACGAGCCCGAUGCGUUCCUCGAGGCCUUUGAUCGCGUGAAGGCAAAUGCCUGA